AUGAGUUCAACUACCGACACACGAAGCAAUCGCCGAACAUGGUCACCGGCUUACCAGACCGCGCCUCCGCCAGCAUGCCAAACCUUGCGCAAUCUCAACAACGCGGUCGAGUGGGGCAAGAUGUGUGUAUUUGGCAAAGAAGAUGGUGACCCGCUUCCUUUCUCGAUAAACACUGCAUGUAUGCCAUGGGUGACGCCAAACGUCUAUCCAAGCACCGGAGCCUUCUACUCCCCCGCCACAGCAUGUCCAUCAUCAUGGUCCGCAGUCUCAACCGCAACCACCGGCGACCAAUGGGUAUCAGGUGAGACAGGACUGUCCUGCUGUCCCCCCGGCUUCGAAGGAGACGGACGAGGAGGCUGCCGCGUCGGCACCACAGGCUCCUUCCCCAUCCUAGAAUGCGGCGAAGCCGACGCCGAAGAAAACGAGAACAAAGUCUACACAGCCGGACAAUGGCCCGCGAGCGCAACUGCUUCCAUCACACCCUUACAGCUGCGAUACCAAGCUAGCGACAUUGGAUCCGCCAGCGCGUCAGGCAACUCACCAGCGAACACUGGCUCAGGCCCAUCAAAUGGAAGUGGAUCUAGAGGCAAUGGGGGAGGUCUAUCAACAGGCGCCAAAGCCGCAAUAGGCACCGUGAUCCCACUCGUCUUCAUCAUCGGCGCCCUCGCCUUCGCCCUGCUCUACCGCCGCCGGAAACAAAAGAAAGCAGCCAUGGCACUCGCGGCGCGAAACAUGGCUGAGGAAAAAGACACCCGGCCAUCUGGCUCCAUUGUGGCCGCACACGCUUCAUCGCCAGACUCGAAACACGCUCCUGUGCCCGGUAAGCUCAGCGAAACUCCCGAGUGGAACGCUGAACUUGAUGCUACGGACGCGGAACGACAAGGGUAUGCGGCGUAUCAUUACGCGGAGGCGAGUGAGUUGGAUGGCACGGGGAGGGUGGCGAGGAAGCCCGUUGCGCCGGUGGAAAUUGAUGGGGCGGAGGUUAGGGCGGAGGUGGGGGAUGCGUAUUUGCCUUAUAGACCGGGUGGGGUGGAAGGACAAGGGGGGAGGUAG
This is a messenger RNA of Parastagonospora nodorum SN15, 1053 nucleotides long. RefSeq lists its product as hypothetical. The record is from RefSeq and is a predicted model, not a curated record. The transcript has a single exon. Lineage: Eukaryota; Fungi; Ascomycota; Dothideomycetes; Pleosporales; Phaeosphaeriaceae. Bases 1 to 1053 code for a protein of 350 amino acids.